Molecule: messenger RNA, 1341 nt
Organism: Penicillium digitatum Pd1
Lineage: Eukaryota; Fungi; Ascomycota; Eurotiomycetes; Eurotiales; Aspergillaceae
Biological process (GO): D-serine catabolic process
Molecular function (GO): D-serine ammonia-lyase activity
Source: RefSeq, a predicted model, not a curated record
AUGGCUCCUAUAACACCGUCCCAGGAAGACUUGCAGCAAUUCUACAUCGGCAAGGACCUCAGCGAUGUACCCAAACCGGCUGCUGUCCUCGACGUAGCAAUCAUCCGACGACACUGUGAGACAAUGUUACGCACAAUCAAAACGCUCAAUAUCGGAUUCAGAGCUCAUGUUAAGUCCCACAAGACCCCCGAAAUCGCCAAGCUUCAAGUCGGCGACAGCACUGAGGCCAAUUUCAUAGCCUCCACAGUUCUGGAGAUCGAAAUGAUGAUCCCUCUACUACAAGAUCUGAAACAAAGAGGCCGCAAAGUUAACAUACUCUAUGGCAUCCCCCUCGUCCCAUCACAGGUUCCACUACUAGCCAAGGCAUCCCGCGAGUUAGGCGAGAACAGCAUCACUGUGAUGAUUGACCACCCAGACCAACUUCCUCACCUGGAGAAACUAUCCUCUCUAGCAGGGCAUUCGACCUGUGUAUUUGUCAAGGUCGACACGGGCUACCACCGCGCCGGCUUGCCGCCCAUAUCCCUCAACAAGAACGGGUUACUCGAGAAACUUGCCUCCGCGGAGGAAAAAGAAGGGGCAAGGCUUCUCGGGUUGUACUCACACAGCAGUCUAAGCUAUAGCGGGACAACCCCAGAGAAAGCGAUGGGUCAUUUGAUCAGCGAGAUCCGCGGAUGCAAAGAUGCCCUGGAGAGAAAUUUGCAUCUACUGCCCAAAAGAGAACUGGUCAUCAGCGUUGGUGCUACGCCGCAGGUAGUGUCGUCCCAGAAUUUGCUGCGCGAUGACUCUCCCUCCGCGGAAGCGCAGGAGCUCAAGGCUUUGCUUCGUGAGACCAAUGUCGAGCUGCAUGCUGGCGUCUAUCCCAUCCUGGAUAUGCAACAAUUCUCCACACAUGCUAGUGCUGAUGCUGGGAUGUUGGAGGAUGAAAUUGCCAUCUCGGUGCUCACUGAAGUGUGCAGCGUGUAUAACGAUGGCGAACGCGAAAAGCCCGAGGCGCUCCUCGCUGUCGGGACGCUUGCACUGGGUCGAGAGCCGUGUCCGAGUUACUCCGGCUGGGGGGUUCUUUCUUCUUGGCAACUGGAUGGAGUGCCUAAAGCUUCGUCGGAGAGAUUGGUUGUCGAAAGGAUCAGUCAGGAGCAUGCAAUUGUGACUUGGGAGAGUGAGUCCCAGACGGAGAUUCCCCUGCGAAUUGGACAAGUGGUUAAAGUGCACCCGAAUCAUGCUUGUGUUACCGGUGCCUUUUAUGGCUGGUAUUUUGUUGUCGAUUCGGAUCACGACAGCGACGCGUCUCGGAUUGUGGAUGUUUGGGUUCGGGCGAGAGGGUGUGGUAUGAGAGCUUGGUAG